This is a messenger RNA of Cyprinodon variegatus (sheepshead minnow), 2855 nucleotides long. It is a transcript of the gene ndnf, whose product is annotated as neuron-derived neurotrophic factor. Bases 352 to 2067 code for a protein of 571 amino acids. The transcript is spliced from 4 exons. NCBI's taxonomy places the organism in Eukaryota, Metazoa, Chordata, Actinopteri, Cyprinodontiformes, Cyprinodontidae. Gene Ontology annotation, biological process: extracellular matrix organization. The record is from RefSeq and is a predicted model, not a curated record. Gene Ontology annotation, molecular function: protein binding.
GUUUCAAUAGCAGCGGCGCGGCAGGGGAGGGACGCACUGCCAGCAUUCGGGAUACCCGCUCGCUCUCUCACCCUCUCUCUCUCUCUGUGUCUCUCUCUCACACAAACCCACUCCUGCCCACUGGAGACCAGUUAAAUCCGCAAGAAAACUGCAAACGCGCAUCAGAGCGGCCGCCUAAUCCGAUUGAUCGCUUCAGACAAGACGCGUGAAAACUGGAGGAACUAGUGGACACCAGAGAGGACAAAUUGAUCUUUUGAUUUCCACCCCUUUUUUUUUUUCUUGAGAUCGGGGUAAUUUUUUAUAUUUAUUUUAGGAGACUUUUGGCAACAAGAGGCACCAUCAUAAGAUAGAAUGAGGCAGUGUAAAGGUUGGAGUUUGGUGCUGCUGACGCUAUUGGGCCUGGGAUCGUGGGCCCAGAAGCUUCCUACAAGAGAUGAAGAACUCUUUCAGAUGCAGAUCAGAGACAAAGCGCUGUUCCACGACUCAUCUGUUAUACCAGAUGGAGCUGAGAUCAGUGGAUACCUCUUCAGGGACACGCCGAAAAGGUACUAUUUUGUGGUGGAAGAAGACAACACCCCCUUGUCUGUGACAGUGACACCUUGUGAUGCUCCUCUGGAGUGGAAACUGACCCUGCAGGAGCUGCCAGAGGAGUCCAGUGGCGAAGGAUCAGGACAGCCUGAACCACUGGACCAGCAGAAACAACAGGUGACUGUAGACGAAGGCACAGAGCUCUUUACCUACAAGGGAAACGAUGUGGAGUCCUACAUGGCAACCAGCACGCCCUCUGGUCUCUACCAGCUGGAGUUGCUGUCCACUGAGAAAGACAGCAACUUCAAAGUGUACACCACCACAACUCCUGAGUCUGACCAGCCAUAUCCGGAGCUGCCCUACGACCCCCGCGUGGACGUGACAUCGCUGGGUCGCACCACUGUCACACUUGCCUGGAAGCCAACACCGACAGGCUUUCUGAUGGGCCAACCUGUUCAGUACUGUGUGGUGAUCAACAAGGAGCACAAUUUCAAAAGCAUGUGUGCUGCCGAGGCCAAAAUCAGUGCAGAUGAUGCUUUCAUGUUGGCUCCAAAGCCUGUCCGAGACUUUAGCCCCUUUGACUUUGUGCAUUUUGGCUUUGUUCCCUCAGAAAAUGGGUUUGGGAAGGACAGAGGCCUUACUAGCAACAAGAUCUCGCGACCAUAUUUAGCCAAACCCAAAACGUCGGACAUUCAGAAGGUGUGCAUAGGCAACAAAAACAUCUACACAGUGUCAAACCUUAAACCAGACACGCAGUACUACUUUGAUGUGUUUGCUGUGAACUCGGCUACCAACACCAGCACAGCCUACGUGGGAACAUUUGCUCGCACUAAAGAGGAAGCUCGUCAGAAGACACAGGAGCUGAAGGACGGCAAAGUGGCAGACGUUUUCAUCAAGAGGAAGGGCACAAAGUUUCUACGCUUUGCUCCAGUGUCUUCCCACCAGAGGGUCACGCUUUUCGUGCACUCCUGUCUGGAUGCGGUGCAGGUGCAGGUGAGGCGAGAUGGAAAGCUGUUGCUAUCCCAGAAUGUGGAAGGGGUGCGGCAGUUCCAGCUGCGAGGAAAGCCUAAAGCCAAGUAUCAGAUCCGUCUGCGAGGAAGCAGGAAAGGCGCGUCUACUUUAAAGGUGCUUGCCACCACCCGGCCCAGCAGCAAGCAACCCUUCCCGUCUCUACCGGAGGACACCCGCAUCAAAGCCUUUGACAAGUUGCGCACCUGCUCCUCCGUCACCGUGGCCUGGCUGGGCACGCAGGACCGCAACAAAUAUUGCAUUUACCGUAAAGAGGUGGCCGAAAACUACGGUGAAGAGCAGCGGCGUAGGGAACAAAAUCAGUGUGCCGGGCCAGAGACCCGCAGGAAGUCCGAAAAGGUCCUAUGCAAGUACUUCCACAGCCCGAACCUGCAGAAAGCUGUGACCACAGAGACCAUCACAGGUCUGGAGCCGGGCAAGACCUACCUGCUAGAUGUUUACGUAGUGGGACACAGUGGUCACUCAGUAAGAUACCAGAGCAAACUGGUGAAAACAAGGAAGUACUGCUAAACGACUCUGCAAAAAAUAAAUCUAUUAUAUAAAUAUAUAUAUAUAUAUUAAAUAAGUUUAUUUAACACUAAGUGAUAUUGUACUAAGAAGUGUACACAGACUGACUACUCGUGCAGCUGAUGGGCCUGUAGCAGAGACUGAGAUGUUUGUAGAGAAAGAGAGAGAUAUCAACCUGUAUAUUUAUGUUUACAUUUUAUCUCGGAAAGUCCGAGAGGCCCGAAGCGUGAGCUGCUCUUUCUACCCAGCUCGUCGCCUUGACAUCAUAUCCAGCGGAGAGGCAGAGCUCCAGAGAAAAAUCACCUUUCCUCCUGUAGGUUUCUUUGUCGCUGCAUGGCGUCUGCUUUCUUCCAUUUACAUCCUUCAGUAAAAAUCACAGGGACUGGAGGAGAUCCUGCAGCUUUCUGCUUUGUAUAGAUCUCUCAUUGCAUAAUCGUUUCAUGUUUUAGGAGAAAUUUAAAUUAUUUUAUACUUUGUGUCUAUAUUUUUGAUUGUCUCUUUUUAUUGAUGACAGUAAUAACUGUUCCAGAUAAUUUCCAAUUUUAUGUGGAAGUUGUAGUUCAAGACAUUCCCUUUAUCAGUCUCAGCCAGUGUUUCCUCUAGAACCCAUCUUGUAAAAGUAUGCUGUCCCGUGCUGGAGAUCUGUGUUAUUAUCGCUGUAUCAUUGUGUGUAUGUGUGCGUGCGAGUGUGGGUGUGUGUCUGUCACAUGUACAGAGAUGUCCUGCCAAUAUUCAUGUACAUAAAGUCUAAAUAUAGAACGAGUAAUCCCUGUGUCACCCUGGGUGUCAAG